Messenger RNA from Knipowitschia caucasica, 7371 nucleotides. NCBI's taxonomy places the organism in Eukaryota, Metazoa, Chordata, Actinopteri, Gobiiformes, Gobiidae. The record is from the annotation of a GenBank genome assembly.
AUGUCCACACAAAACCAGUCAUCACUCUCUGUCCCACAUGUCCUAAACCUGUGUAAUUACCUCCUCCCCCUCCUCCCCCUCCUCCCUCCUCCCUCCUCCCUCCUCCCCCUCCUCCCCCUCCUCCCUCCUCCCCCUCCUCCCCCUCCUCCCUCCUCCCUCCUCCCCCCUCCUCCCCCUCCUCCCUCCUCCCUCCUCCCCCUCCUCCCUCCCCCUCCUCCCUCCCCCCCCCCCUCCUCCCCCUCCUCCCUCCUCCCCUCCUCCCCCUCCUCCCCCCCUCCUCCUCCUCCCUCCUCCCUCCUCCCCCCCUCCCCCUCCUCCCCUCCUCCCUCCUCCCUCCCCUCCCCCUCCUCCCUCCUCCCCCUCCUCCCUCCCCCCCCUCCUCCCCUCCCCUCAGGCCUGUUCCCCGCCAUCCUGAACCUGGCCUCCAACGCCGACAUCAGCACCAACGCCACCUGUGGAGACCCUCAUCCUGAGAUGUACUGUAAACUGGUGGAGCACGUCCUGGCGGGACGGAGGACCAAGAACCCCCACUGCCCCCGGUGUGACAGCCGCUCCCUCAACGUUAAAGAGCGCCACCCCAUCACCAACGCCAUCGACGGCACAAACCAGUGGUGGCAGAGUCCCAGCAUAAAGAACGGCUGGCAGUUCCACUGGGUCACCAUCACCCUGGACCUCAAACAGAUCUUUCAAGUGGCUUACAUCAUCAUCAAAGCCGCCAACUCUCCACGACCAGGUAACUGGAUCCUGGAGCGCUCUCUGGACGGCGUGUUGUUCGAGCCGUGGCAGUUCUACGCCAUCAGCGACAGCGAGUGUUUGAGCCGCUACAACAUCACGCCGCGGCUCGGAUCUCCCACCUACAGGGGCGACACCGAGGUCAUCUGCACCUCCUACUACAGCCGCCUCAACCCGCUGGAGCACGGGGAGAUCCACACGUCUCUGAUCAACGGCCGCCCCGGGGCAGACGACCUGACCUCCGCCCUGCUGGACUUCACCUCCGCUCGCUACGUCCGGCUGAGGCUGCAGCGGAUCCGGACUCUGAACGCAGACCUCAUGACGUUCAUGACCCACGACAUCGACCCCAUCGUCACCAGGAGGUAUUUCUACUCCAUCAAAGACAUCUCCAUCGGAGGAAUGUGCAUCUGCUACGGACACGCCAAGAGCUGCCCCCUGGACCCGGUCACACAGAAACUGCACUGUGUCUGUGAACACAACACGUGUGGAGAGAACUGCAACGAAUGCUGCCCCGGGUUCCACCAGAUGCCAUGGCAACCAGGCACCAUCACCGACGGCAACACCUGCGAGAAAUGUAACUGCCACAACAAGGCCGACCUCUGCUUCUACAACCAGACCGUGUCGGAGCUGGGCCUGAGUCUGGAUGCGGCAGGACAGCGGCGAGGGGGCGGAGUCUGCGUUCAGUGUCGGCAGAACACAGCGGGGGUCAACUGCGAGACGUGUGCCGACGGGUUCUACAGGCCGCAGGGGGUCUCCCCGUACUCGGACUCUCCCUGUGUCCUGUGUGACUGUGACCUCAGAGGCUCCCAGUCCUCAGUGUGUGUCCAGGACCAGUCCAGCCCCGGUGGGUCUCCAGGCCAGUGCCCGUGCAGAGAGGGCUUUGCCGGGCGCCGGUGCGACCGCUGUGCCUUUGGAUACAGGGACUUCCCUCUGUGCUCCAAGUGCCAGUGCAACCUGUCCGGGAGCACCAACAUGGACCCCUGCGAAGAGUGUGUGUGCAAGAAAAACGUGAUGGGCUUCAACUGCGACCUGUGCAAACCGGGCUUCUACAACCUCCAGCCGGAAAACCCUCACGGCUGCACCGACUGCUUCUGCUUCGGAGUGUCCGACGUCUGUGAGAGCUCCCCCUGGUGGACCAAUCAGGUGUCUUUUUCCAACGCCUGGCUCCAACCCGUGGACCAGCUCCACCCCCUCACCGUUGCCCACGACAACAACUUCCACCUGCCCGUCAACCGCUCCCGAGGCCACGCCCACCUGUAUGAGAUGUCCUGGGAUGCGCCCCCUGCUUUCCUGGCCAAUAAGCUGACGUCUUUCCGAGGGACCCUGAACUACACGCUGGUCUACGACGCGCCCGUGGACAAUUUGGACCGCUCUCUCCCCGCCCACUCUGAUAUCAUCAUUCAGGGAAAUGGCCGCUCCGUCCGCUUGUCCCGGCCCCGCCUCCUCUCCCUGUCCCCUCUGUCCGAGCGCUCCGUUGCCGUGGUGAUCGGCCCUCAUCAGUUCGUGGACGAAGUCAGAGGAGAUCAUGUGACCCGCGACCAGCUGCUGACUGUGCUGAGUGAUGUCACCGCUCUGAGGGUCCGAGUUCUGCUCAACUCCUCUGCCGCGGGAUCCAUCCGUCUGGGCUCGGUGUCUCUGGACGUGGCUGACCCGAUGUCGGUCUCGGGACACAAGGCGGUCGCCGUGGAGACCUGCGAGUGUCCGUUCGGCUACAGCGGCACGUCCUGCGAGUCGUGUCUGCCCGGCUUCUACCGCGUCGGCGAGGUCCUCUUCGGGGGGAACUGCCUCCAGUGCGAGUGCAACGACCACUCCUCGACCUGCGACCCCCACGGCCUGUGCCUGUCCUGCUCCCACAACACCACGGGGCCCCAUUGCGAACAUUGUCUCCCCGGUUUCUACGGCGAUGCCACCGCGGGGACAAAGCAAGACUGUAAGAAAUGCCCAUGUCCUCUGACUGCGCCGUCCAACAGCUUCAGUCCCACCUGUGUCCUUCAGUCUGAUGGACAGGUGUCAUGUGACCGCUGUCAGGACGGCUACACCGGGGACAAGUGUGAGAGAUGUGCCGAUGGUUUCUUCGGCCACCCGCAGGUGCUGGGCGGCUCGUGCGCUCGCUGCGACUGUAACGGUAAUGUGGACCGUGACGAGGCGGGCCACUGCGACCACGUGAGCGGGGAGUGUCUGCGGUGCACCGGGGACACCGCGGGGCGCCACUGCGAGCGCUGUCGGGACGGUUACUACGGCGACGCACUCCACGCCAAGAACUGCACAGGGUGUGGCUGUGACGUGCACGGAGCCCUGAGCCCCGUGUGUGACGUGGCGUCCGGCCUCUGCCGCUGUAAACCCAACGUGGAGGGCCGCGCCUGUGACCGCUGCGUGCCCGGCUUCUACGGCCUCCAGAGCGGACAGGGCUGUGUGGCCUGCAGCUGCAGCCGGCCCGGGUCCCAGUCCGAGGCCUGCGACUCUGAGGGGCGGUGCCAGUGUGUGGAGGGCGUGGCCGGGGACAAGUGUGACCUGUGUGACCGCGGCUACUACGGCUACCAGGACGGACAGUGCACCGCAUGCACCUGUGCUCACACUGGAGGGAACUGUAACUCAGAGAGCGGAGAGUGUAUCUGCCCCCCCCACACUCAGGGGCCCCAAUGUGAGACCUGCAAACCAGACCACUGGGGCCACCACCCUGAGACCGGCUGUAAGCCGUGCAGCUGCAGUUCUUCCGGAAGCAUCUCGUCCCAGUGCGACCUGAGAAGCGGCCAGUGCCCGUGCAGGGAUGGCUUUGGGGGCGCCUCCUGCGACCGCUGCGACUCCGGUUUCUAUGGUUACCCCGAGUGCGCCCCCUGUGGCUGCGACGCGGCCGGCACCGAGGAGGAGUUCUGCAACGGGACGUCCGGCGUGUGCGACUGUCUGCAGGACGGACAGUGCGUGUGCAAGUCGGGGGUGUCGGGGCGUCGCUGUGAGGAGUGUGUGUCCGGUCGGUUCGCUCUGUCCUCUCUGAACCCUGAAGGAUGCUCCCAGUGCUACUGCUCCGGCCUGAGCCAGGACUGUGAGGAGCAGGGCGGCUUCACCGUCUCUCAGAUCUCGGUGGCGCCCCCUUCUGUCCUGCCGGUGGUAUCGCAGUCCAACUUGAAGGGCGUGGUCUCUGGGGUCUUCGUCCAGGACGGCGAUGUUCUGCUGGACGUGCGACACUUGGACACGUCAGACCUCUUCGGACCUUUGUACUGGAAACUGCCCCCAGUCUUCACCGGCAACAAGCUCAUGUCUUACGGAGGAACGCUGUCGUACUCCAUCGUCUUCUACGCGGAGGACGGGCGGGGCUUGGCCAAUCAGGAGCCUCAGGUGCUGAUGAGAGGCGGGACCAUGAGGAAGCUGGUCAUUUACACGGACAUGCCGUCGCCUAGCAACGGAGUGAGGAUGCGUCACGACGUGCGGCUGGCGGAGCACCGCUGGCGUUACUUUAACUCCGUGAGUGAGAAGGCGGUGACGCGCUCCGACUUCAUGAUGGUUCUGAGUCAGCUGCAGUACGUCAUCGUGAAGGCGUCGUACGGGAGCAGGCUGCAGCAGAGCAGGAUCGCCAACAUCACCAUGGAGACCGCGGUGGAGGAGGACGGAGAAACCAGCGGGGACUUGGCCACGCAGGUCGAGUCAUGUGACUGUCCGUGGGGAUACUCUGGUCUCUCCUGUCAGGAUUGCGCCCCGGGCUUCUUCCGCCAGCCGCUCUCAGAGAUCUCUCCUCAGACCCAGCGCAGUGGGUUUGUGCGUCCGUGUGUUCCGUGUCGCUGCAACAGCCACAGCCAGAUGUGCCACGCAGAGACCGGAGCCUGCCAGGGCUGCGAACACCACACGUCGGGGCCUCAGUGUGAGCGGUGUGCCUCCGGAUACUACGGGACGGUGCGGGGCUCUCUGUCCGACUGCUCCCUGUGUGGGUGCCCCCUCCGAGAGAACAGCUUCAGCCCCACGUGUGAGAUCACCACGGCCGGAGUGGGAUACGUCUGCACCAACUGCAGCGCGGGCCACCAGGGGGCGCACUGUGAGAGGUGUGCAGAUGGUUACUAUGGGAACCCGGCAGUGGUGGGCGGGGCCUGUGAGCGGUGCGGCUGCAGUGAUUGGGGCGCUCUCAGCUCGACCUGUAACGGCAGCAGCGGUCAGUGCGAGUGCAAGGCCGGGGUCAGAGGUCAACACUGUGACCGGUGCGAGGAGCGGCACGUGAUGGAGGCCGGCCGCUGCGUCUCCUGUGAUGACCAGUGCACUGGGGUCCUGCUGGACGACCUGGACACUCUGCAGUACCAUCUGUCAUCAGUCAACAUCAGCAGCCUCCUCAGAGCUCCCUACGGACAACUGGUGAGGCUGGAGAACCACACCAGGACCAUCCAGAAGUCCGUAUCAAACAGCUCCUUAUCUGCGAAGCUGUCAAUCGUGGAGGACCAGCUGACCACGGUGGCCUCGGAGAUCACAGCCGUCUCCCAGAAGGUGUCAGAGGUCACUGGAGUCUUGGAGCGAGCGAACAGUGCGACGGACACCAGCGUGGCCCGCAGCGCGCAGCUUUUGGCGAACAUCAACAAACUGAAGAAGAGAGUGGCAGAGCUGACUCUGGAGGCGGAGCUUCUCAACCAAACAAAUCCACAAAUGCCAGAGUGGGCCAAUCAGACGCAGUUGCUCCUGGAGGCGGAGUCACUGUUGGACGCUUUGAGGACGGUCGAUCUGUCGUACGCCAACGCCACGGCCAGUCUGGAACUCAGUUUGUCAGAAGCGGCGUCUGCGUCCGUCCGUGACUUCCUGUUCGGAGCCGACGUGGACACACGGCUUCACAAACUGUGGUCUGAGGUCGCGGCUCACGAGGACUUUCUGAGAUCUGCAGAGAAGCAUCUCCUCGAGGCCCACGAACGUACCGCCACGGCUCAGAAACUCAUGGACACGGCGGCGAGCAGACAGCACCAGUACACGUCUCUCUGUGAAAAAACCAACUCCACAUCUAUCCUUGUGAACGAGGGCAUGGAGCAGAGCCAGCUGCUGCUCUGGGACUCUCUCUCUCUGACCGAGGAACUACACAACUCUACAGAGGAGGUGGAGCUGUUGGGGGAGCAGCUCUCUCAGUGGCGCCCCCUGCUGAGGAAGCAGGUGGACGGUCUGGUCAGCGGCCUGAAGAGGACGGACGCUCUGGAGUCUGUUUACAGAGCGGAGCGACACGCCCAGAGCCUGGAGAGCCACGCCCUCGCCAUCCACAGCUCACUCUCCGCCGUCUGUGACCUCUCUCUGAACGGCACUCGUCUGUUUCGACCAAUCACCAACGUCACGGAGCAGGUUAACUCCGCCCACAAGGAGGCGCUGAGUGCACAGAGGUCCGCCUCCACCGCCCUCGCCAUGAGCGUCCGGUCUGAGCGGUCUCUGUCGGACGAGAGCAGAGUCGUCCUCAACAUGAGCUCCAGUCUUUUGGACGACAGUCAGAGGGCUAACCACUCUGCCACAGACCUGGAGAACGGCGUCUCAUCCAUCAGGACCCGCCUGGACGUGGUCAGACUCAACUUCCUCAACGCCAGCUCCAUGCUCCGGCAGCCAAUCAGAGAGCUCCAAGCCAUCUCCAACGGUUCCUCCAUGGCUCUGGCGUCGCAGCUGCAGGCGGAGAGCCACUCCCACCUGCAGGAGGCGCUCCAGAGGCUGCAGACCAUCCAGGAGCAUCUGCUGGUGUCCUCUUCCACGGUCAACAGCGCCGGGGACUUUGUGAAGGAGACCGGCGAGCUCAUGAGCCACGCCCACCACACAGCCAAUGAGGCGCAGAGGCAGCUGCAGGAGGCGGAGCUCCGAUCAGAGCGUCUGCUGGAGAGGGUGAAGCCGCUGAGCAUUCUGGGAGAAAACCUGAGCCGCAACCUGUCGGAGAUCAGAGAGCUGAUCGAGCAGGCGCGACGGCAGGCCGCCUCGAUCAAAGUGGCGGUGAAGGCCGACCGCAGCUGUGUGCGCUCCUACAGACCCCAGAUCAGCUCCAGUAACGUCAACACGCUCACGCUCACUCUGAAGACCAGCAGCAAGAACAACCUGCUCUUCUAUCUGGGAUCGUCCUCUCAGGUGGACUUCAUGGCUGUAGAACAACACGCGGGGAAAGUGUCUCUCCUUUGGGACGUUGGAUCGGGAAGCAAGCGUCUGGAGUUUCCCGCUUUGGACAUCAGCAACAACAAGUGGACCAGGAUCAACGUGACCAGGUUUGGAAGCCACGCCUCCCUGUCCGUGUACCAGCUGGACCCGGACUCCGCCCCUCCGUUGCCCGCGGUAACGGCCACGUCUCCGGGAGCGGCUCGAAUGCUGGACAUCGACAACACCACAAAGAUUUACAUCGGGGGAGUCGGGCAGAAUGUGCAGAGGAGUCCCCUGCUCAGGUCCGACUGGUUCCAGGGCUGUCUGGGGGAGGCCUCUCUGAACGAGAAGAACCUGGGUCUGUGGAACUACGAGAGCAGAGAGGGCCAGUGCGGAGGCUGCUACAGCAGCCCGCAGAUGGAGGGCACAGCCUACCACUUCGAUGGCUCUGGUUACUCUGUGGUGCAGAAGUCUCUGAGAGCCACCACCACGUCCAUCGUGCUGCAGUUCAAGACCCUGUCCCCGGGAGGACUGCUGCUGUACCUGGCCUCCAACCACACGGUAACAACCACACUGUAA